UGAGCCAAUGAACACGCACGUCGGUGCACGUGCGGGGACGCCCAUGACGCAGCCAGCACGUAGGCUUUAUCAAGCUUCUUCCCGCGCGGCAGCUUCCCCACUCGCGCUCCUGCUCGGCGUUAGCAGAUCUUGCACCGUUUUCAUUUCUUCAUUUGCAGGACUCGAAUUCGCUGCCAUGUCCUCUGAAGAAGGGAAGCUCUUCGUGGGAGGCCUCAACUUCAACACCGACGAGCAGGCUCUGGAAGACCACUUUAGCAGCUUCGGGCCUAUCUCUGAGGUGGUCGUUGUAAAGGACCGAGAGACUCAGAGAUCCCGGGGUUUUGGCUUCAUCACCUUCACCAACCCAGAGCAUGCUUCAGAUGCCAUGAGGGCCAUGAAUGGAGAGUCUCUGGAUGGUCGCCAGAUUCGUGUGGACCAUGCAGGCAAGUCAGCUCGAGGAACCAGAGGGGGUUCUUUUGGGGCCCACGGACGUGGUCGCAGUUACUCUAGAGGUGGUGGGGACCAAGGUUAUGGGAGCAGCAGGUACGACAGCAGACCUGGAGGAUACGGCUAUGGCUAUGGAAGGUCCAGAGACUACGGUGGCAGAAACCAGGGUGGUUAUGACCGCUACUCAGGAGGAAAUUACAGAGACAAUUACGACAACUGAGGAGGCACAUGCACCUAAAAUGUAGAUUCACAAGGAAUAAAACUUCUGAUCCAGGAUCAUCCUUCCAAAUGGCUGUAUUUAUAAAGGUUUUUGGAGCUGCACUCAGACAACUGUUUUAGUAUCUCAACUUCUCUUUUUUAAUUGAGCUCCCAAGGUAGCUUGUUAAAAGACCUAGAAAGCUCCACAUGUUUUCUAAAAUGUUUUUCCUGUUUAAACACAAAUUGAGACAUUUGUAGAUUCUGGGUGUUUUUUUUUCUUUUUUCUAGGUUUUUUUGUUGUUGGUUUGGUUGGGCUCAGGAUUUUUCAAAACAAUGAAUCUAUGGACAUUUUUUUGAAACCUGUACACAAUGCUUGUCUUAGGAAACAAUUUCAAAAUAUAACUAAAAGUCAGCAUAAGAACAUAAUUACUUGAGUUGUUUUUUUACUCAAGAUCACUACCCGGCCUAUAGAAGUUUCCUCAAAUAUUGCGUGUCAUUUCUUUUUAAUACUGGAAGAAAAAAUAUUCUGUUGUGUUUUGUGUAGCACUUAGUAGGAUGUCCUUUAAGGAACUGAUUAAAAAGUUGAAACCUGAAAACAAA
This is a messenger RNA of Erinaceus europaeus (western European hedgehog), 1224 nucleotides long. It is a transcript of the gene RBM3, whose product is annotated as RNA binding motif protein 3. Gene Ontology annotation, cellular component: spliceosomal complex. Gene Ontology annotation, molecular function: RNA binding; ribosomal large subunit binding. The record is from RefSeq and is a predicted model, not a curated record. Lineage: Eukaryota; Metazoa; Chordata; Mammalia; Eulipotyphla; Erinaceidae. Gene Ontology annotation, biological process: regulation of translation; positive regulation of mRNA splicing, via spliceosome. The transcript is spliced from 7 exons. Bases 8 to 646 code for a protein of 212 amino acids.